This is a messenger RNA of Capronia epimyces CBS 606.96, 1017 nucleotides long. RefSeq lists its product as uncharacterized. Bases 1 to 1017 code for a protein of 338 amino acids. The transcript has a single exon. The record is from RefSeq and is a predicted model, not a curated record. Gene Ontology annotation, biological process: Golgi organization; protein secretion. Gene Ontology annotation, cellular component: Golgi apparatus. NCBI's taxonomy places the organism in Eukaryota, Fungi, Ascomycota, Eurotiomycetes, Chaetothyriales, Herpotrichiellaceae.
AUGUGCAUCGCCCUUAUAUCCACCGCACACCCUUCUUACUCACUGAUCCUGAUUGACAACCGGGAUGAAUAUGUCAAUCGGCCAACGGACCCUGCGAAAUGGUGGCCCGAAUCUCAUUCUCAAGUCUUCGGCGGCCGAGAUCUGCAGCGCGAGGUCCGGGGUACUUGGUUGGGAGUGACAAAGACCGGCAAGAUCGCAGUUCUGACCAAUUACCGCGAAGACACGAUCCCACCGCCCACGGCUACUAGCCGCGGUGCAAUCAUCAAGCAUUUCCUUACUGAGGACGUCGGUUCCGUUGAAGGCUUUGUCGAGAAGGUCGUCGAGACGGGCAUUAGUCAGGACGCCGGAGGGUUCAGUCUCGUCUGCGGGAACAUUGGCGAGAAGCUGGCGGUCAUCUCGAACCGUGCGAAGAGCCAGAGUCAGGUCCCAUGGAUUGCCGGUGACACGGUGCAAACGGUCGGACUGAGCAAUGCAGCCUUUUCCGACCGCACCUGGAAGAAAGUCCUAUUAGGUGAAGAGCUCAUGCUCAACACCAUUCGAUAUUCUGUCGAAAACAGUGAGACCGAAGACCAGCUGAUCCAGAGGUUCCUGGCUCUGUUGAGCCACGAUACUCUCCCAAGGGAAGGCAAGGCCGACGAAGACGGACUAGAAGUGUACAUUAAGGAUCUGCGCGACACGAUAUACGUUCCCCCGCUCGGACGGAAGGACAUGACUGGUCUCAUAGACGAUGAGCUGCGCUCUGCUCGGCUGAACGAGAAAGUCGAGGUUGUGGAGGAGGUUGAUGUUGUCGGCAGCAGCACGUCCGCCGGCCGACCAACCCCUACAAACAACCCCCAAGUCAAGGCCCCGGGGCUGGGAGUCAGUGGAAUCUAUGGGACUCAGAAGCAGACUAUCGUCUUGGCCGACAAGGCCGGGAACGUUCGAUUCUUCGAGAGAACCCUGUUUGACGAGAACUCCAAUCCCAUACCUCUGGGAAAGGGCGAUAUUGACGUUACAUUCAAGAUCGAGAAGUCCUGA